This is a messenger RNA of Amphibalanus amphitrite, 1104 nucleotides long. RefSeq names its product proteasome activator complex subunit 3-like. Gene Ontology annotation, cellular component: cytoplasm; nucleoplasm; proteasome activator complex. The record is from RefSeq and is a predicted model, not a curated record. Lineage: Eukaryota; Metazoa; Arthropoda; Thecostraca; Balanomorpha; Balanidae. Gene Ontology annotation, molecular function: endopeptidase activator activity. The coding region runs from base 179 to 934 and encodes 251 amino acids. The transcript is spliced from 3 exons. Gene Ontology annotation, biological process: regulation of proteasomal protein catabolic process; regulation of G1/S transition of mitotic cell cycle; positive regulation of endopeptidase activity.
UAGUCCAAUUCGUCCAAUUCAAAUUGCAACCCGCAACAAGCCAAGGCAACAACCCACAACAAUCUGCUUGUGUGAAAAACAGAAUCAGAAUAUUUCAAUUUUCUGUCAGACUUUUCAAAUAUUGGGAUCUAGGAUUUGUGGAAAAGGAUAGUAAAAGAGGUGCUGGUACUGUAAGGAGAUGCCCAACAGCAAGGUUUCGGCGGAGGAAGCACGGGAAAAGGUAUCUAAGUACAAGGAUGACAUCAAGGUGGAGGGCGAGCGUGUCGUCAAUGACGUGCUGCCGCAGCGGAUCCUUGAGAUGAACGAGCUGCUGGAGCAGGCGCCGUUCACCACCACCGACCUGCGCCAGUUCCACAGCGCUCUGCAGGUGGGCGUGCCGCCGCCGCUGCACGCCGAUGGACAGCCGCCGCCCGGCAAACGGCGCAAGCGCAGCGAGGACGCCGGCGACGGCGAGUCUCCCCCGGCCUCCUGCCUCCUCCCGCACGGCUCUGUGCCGUGCAACAAACCCAUCACCGACAUCAUAGAGAUACUCAAACCGAUUAUCCGGCGAAUCAUGGAGGAGACGAAUUUGCUGAAGAUGUGGGUGACCUACAUGAUUCCGAAGAUCGAGGACGGCAACAACUUUGGCGUCUCGAUCCAGGAGGACGCGCUCGGUGAGGUAGCUUCGGCUGAAACCGAGUCGGCCACUCACUUCUACGAAAUCUCGCGCUACUUCAGCUUCCGAGCCAAGCUGGUCUCCAAGGUGGUCAAGUACCCGCACAUAGACGACUACCGACGCGCCGUGGAGGAGCUCGACGAAAAGCAGUUUGUCUCGCUGCGGCUGACGCUGGUCGAAAUCCGCAACCGGUACGCCACCCUGCACGACGUCAUCAGCAAGAACCUGGUCAAGAUCAAGAAGCCUCGGUCGGUGGACUCAGCCGAGUCGAUGUACUGAGCGUUACCGUGCGCGUGCGCAGUGACGCGGAGACUCUGCCGGGCGGGCGCCCUCGGGUCGGCCCCGCCCACGUUCCAGUGCUGGGGCGGCUCGGGUCGCACAGCCAACAGUCAUACUUUCAUGGAUCAUAAUCGUGCCUCACUAGAAUAAAUACACCUCGGAAGGUGCAA